Myripristis murdjan (pinecone soldierfish) is the source of this 8134-nucleotide messenger RNA. RefSeq names its product cAMP-specific 3',5'-cyclic phosphodiesterase 4D. Lineage: Eukaryota; Metazoa; Chordata; Actinopteri; Holocentriformes; Holocentridae. The record is from RefSeq and is a predicted model, not a curated record. Gene Ontology annotation, molecular function: 3',5'-cyclic-nucleotide phosphodiesterase activity. Gene Ontology annotation, biological process: signal transduction. The transcript has 18 exons. The coding region runs from base 183 to 2588 and encodes 801 amino acids.
CGAGGCAGCGCUGCACGCUGCAGAGUUUGAAGUCUAACUAAGCAGCGGUAAUAAAAUGGGCAGCGAUAACUGCAGCAUAACCUGACAACUUCUUCACGGUUACUGCUGUUUUCCCACCAAAAUACACAGGGAGCUGGCGGCCGGCCGAGCUACUGUCUUGCUGCAACAACUAACCAGUGACAAUGUCUUGGCUUGAGAGGCAUCGGAACUCUCUGCCUGUCGUCCAGCACGCCGUGCGCCGGCGUUUCUCCGGCCCGCUGCUGCUGCCGCCGCUGUCACGACGACACUCGAGCCAGGAGCACCCGUGGGAGAGUCGCCGUCCACUCACCCUGCAUGGCCUCCCUCUGGACCAGCUGGAGGCGCUGUACAGCCGAGCACUGGCUGGCGUGGAUGAACACAGUUUUGAUGUGGAGAAUGGCUUGUCGGUGGGCCGCAGUCCGCUGGACUCUCAGGCCAGCCCGGGGUCCGGUCUGGUUCUCCAGGCCAACUUCCCCCACAGCCAGCGGCGCGAGUCCUUCCUCUACCGCUCCGACUCUGAUUUCGACCUGUCGCCCAAGACCAUGUCCCGCAACUCCUCCACUGCCAGCGACCUGGAGGAGGGAUUGAAGCAUUGGGAAGUCAGUUGGCUGCCUCGGCAUGGAGAAGACAUGAUAGUGACUCCGUUUGCACAGGUACUUGCCAGUCUGCGCACAGUGAGAAGUAACUUUGCUGUUCUGACACAUCUGCAAGAUCGUGUGGGCAACAAGCGGCCAACAGGCAGUAACCAGCCGCCCAUGUGUAAACCAUGUCCAACAGAGGAGCCCUACCAGAAGCUGGCGGUGGAGACGCUGGAGGAGCUGGACUGGUGUCUGGACCAGCUGGAGACGCUGCAGACCCGACACUCGGUCAGCGAGAUGGCAUCCAAUAAGUUUAAGAGGAUGCUGAACCGAGAGCUGACCCAGCUGUCAGAGACAAGCCGCUCAGGAAACCAGGUGUCCGAGUUCAUCUCUAGCACCUUCUUAGAGAAGCAGCAUGAUGUGGAGAUCCUGUCUCCACCUUCUAAAGAGAAGGAGAACAAGAGGCCGAUGUCCCAGAUCAGUGGGGUGAAGAAGGCCACCCACAGCCCGAGUCUGGCACCCACUUGCAUCCCCCGCUUUGGAGUCAGCACCCAGCACGAGAGCCUGCUGGCCAGGGAGAUUGAAGACAUUAAUCGUUGGGGUCUUGACAUUUUCAAGAUAGCAGAAUACUCUGGAAACCGGCCUCUGACGGUGGUCAUGUACUCCAUCUUCCAGGAGCGAGAGCUCCUGAAGUCCUUUAAGAUCCCACCAGACACCUUCAUCACCUUCAUGAUGACCCUGGAGGACCACUACCAUGCUGACGUAGCCUACCACAACAACAUUCACGCCGCUGAUGUAGUGCAGUCCACCCACGUGCUGCUGUCCACUCCCGCUCUGGAGGCAGUGUUCACAGAUCUAGAGAUCAUGGCUGUUCUGUUCGCCAGUGCCAUCCAUGAUGUCGACCACCCAGGAGUCACCAACCAGUUCCUCAUCAACACCAGCUCGGAGCUGGCGCUGAUGUACAACGAUGCCUCGGUGCUGGAGAACCACCAUCUGGCUGUGGGCUUCAAAUUGCUCCAGGAGGAGAACUGCGACAUCUUCCAGAACCUCAGCAAGAAACAGAGGGACUCCCUUCGCAAGAUGGUCAUCGACAUGGUGCUGGCCACAGACAUGUCCAAACACAUGAACUUCCUGGCAGACAUGAAGACCAUGGUGGAGACCAAGAAGGUGACCAGCCUGGGAGUCCUGCUGCUGGACAACUACUCCGACCGCAUCCAGGUUCUGCAGAACAUGGUUCACUGUGCUGACCUGAGCAACCCGACCAAACCACUGGAGCUGUACCGCCAGUGGACGGACCGCAUCAUGGUGGAGUUCUUCACCCAGGGAGACAGGGAGCGCGACAAGGGCAUGGAGAUCAGUCCCAUGUGUGACAAACACAAUGCCUCCAUAGAGAAGAGCCAGGUGGGCUUCAUUGACUACAUCGUCCACCCCCUGUGGGAGACGUGGGCCGACCUGGUGCACCCUGACGCCCAGGACAUCCUGGACACUCUGGAGGACAACAGGGAGUGGUACCAGAGCAUGAUCCCCCGCAGCCCUUCCCCCUCCAGCCCCGAGGAGCGCCACACCGAGGAGGGGCCCGGAGGAAGCACAGGGGGGACCACCCCAUCAGGAAGUGGGGGAGGAGGAGGGGGCGGGGAAAAGUUCCAGUUUGAACUCACCCUGGAGGAAGAGGAGGAGGAAGAGGAGGAGGACGUGGAGUCUGACCUGGAGAGCCCCCUGGAGGAGGAGGACGCCCCGCUAGGUGGGAAGCAGCGCCGAGGCUCCUCCUCCUCCCUGUCGUUGUCCCCGGACCCCCGUAGCAGCAGUGGCAGUAGCAGGUACCGCCCCCCCUCGCCGCACCCGUCGCGGACCCUGAGCUUGGCCACCAUGUCGGUGCGGAGUCCCCUCACUCCCCAUAGGACGUUGGCCUCCCCAGGGCUGGAGGGGGGCGAGCGGGACAGAGACCUGAGCCAGGAUGGCGACGGAGUGGCUUGCCUGCGCAUGGGCACAUAACAGCCAGCACAACCUGCCCCGCCCCACCCACAGAAGAGAGGAAGAGGAGGAGGCAGGGCAGGGCAGGCCUUUUUCCAAUAAAGUCUGUAAUCACCACAGUCCCUUUACACUGGAGACAGCCCUCUCUGGAGAACAGGGGGACUUUCCCCCUCUGUUUUUUCUUUUUAAAUCUUGUCAAACAAGAAUGGUUUUAGCCUCUCUUUGGGUGCUUGAUCGGCCUUUUGUGUCCCGUCCUGCUGUGUUGUAGCUUCAUUUCGGAGUGUCCCAGAAACAGACUGCUGCAUUUAAAACGGGAAGGAGCGAAGCCCAGUCAUGGCAUUCUAACGAGAACAAAAAAGGAAAAAGAAAUGUCUUCCUCCAAAUAAACUGUUUGUGACUUUCACACGAGCAGCGGAUAAGGAUUGCAAUCAUAUGACAGGGUCUUGGGAAUUAUUUUGCACCAUUGUUUUAAUUUGGAUAUGAAACUGUUGAGUUCAGUCAGUAUAAGUGAGUAUUGUUUCUUUUGUUUAAGAAUGAUGUGAAUGAUGAAUCAUUUUACCAAAUACAGGAUGUAGAUGAGCAGCGAGAGAAUCGACCGACCUAAACCUCAGGGUAUGAAGAGAAAAAUAAUUCAGAUGUAGCACAGAUGCAGUGGGUACCCCUGACCUCUGACCCCAUUUCCUGUUUGAAUUACCUCCAUGCCAGAAACGCCCACCUGUCUCGUCUAUACGUUGGAGUAAAACCCUUUACUAGAAGAAUUGGAAAAUCAAGCAGCUAAAUAAUAUACAAACUUGUAGCAUCAUGAAAAUCAAACGCUGCAUUUUAAUGUGUCCUAAAAGACAUGGUUUGUGUUCCGGGGUACCCCAGUCUUCACCUCUUUAAGAUCCAAAAGACACCAUUUGCUGAAUUAGUUUGAUCGUUGUUUUUUUUAUCUGAUGUGAUGCUUUUUUUUUUUUUUUUUUUUUGUUAAGGUGUCACCAUUUCAGAUUUGAUUUGGGAUAGUUGUUCGUUUUGUGUUUGCCGGUCUCGUCUGUGUUUCUGUGCUUCAAAAGCAUUUUUAUCAGGGUGCCUCCACAGUAGCACUUUACCGUUUCUGCCGUCUAGCUCUCCUGUUCCGUCUCCAAAGGGCUUCACCCCCUGUAGGCCUGCUCAUCACACAAACACAGUACAGGAUGUUUGACUAGAAGGUACCACGAGGCAGUGCCGCAAACUAACAAGACCAGCCAGCGCCCCGUUGAUUCCGAAAUAUUCUCCAGCCAAUGCGGUUUCUUAGCCGUCAGCGAGCAGGUUGGCUGCUCGCUAAAGCGCCGAGAAGUUUUAGUCGACAGAAAUUCAUUUGCGUUCGUCUGUCAGCUGGUUGUGAGCUUGGAAUUAUAAGACUCUGUGUCAUCUGUGUCCCUUAAUCACAAACUGCAAGCACAAUUUGAGUGUUUCAACUUAAAGACCAAUCCACCAAGGCUGAACCUUCCUAUUUAAAGGGAUAGUUCACCCAUUUUGAAAAUAUAGCAUUUCACUCCCCCCUCUAUCUGUUCUAUAGGACAGUAGUGGCUCUAUCUUCCUCUCAUUGUUACUGAGUGCUGGAUACUGGCUGGAUGCUCCAAAUGCUAACUGUUAGCCUCCUGCCAUUGACGUGGAUUUCCCCCCAGCUAACAUCCUUAAAAAUAUCCGCCGUGAUCCACUGAAAAGAAGGUGUAUCAUCACUUUACAAUUAUUGCUUUCCAAAACUAAACACACAUAUGACUACCGAGUCCACACAGACAAUGGUUUUGCUCAAACUACUGUUUAUAGCUGUAAUUUUCCUGUUAUCAAAAUCCGGAAAGAUCCAGUAACUGCUGCACUUUGAGGCACUUGCCAGCCACCGCAGCACAGACAGCUUAGAACGCACAAGAAAAUAGUUCCACCGGAUUUUUUUUUUCUUUCCUGAAAACACUCAAACUUUUUUACACCAUUUCAGGCUGUAAAAAAAAUCUGCUACACAUCAAACUCAGACUUUUAGUCAAGAAUUUUAGGGAAUUAAAGUGGUUAUUUUUAAGGAUAUUAACGGGUGUCUAAGGUUUGUUACUGAGUGCUGGAUGCUCCAAAUGCAAUGAGAGGAAGAUAGCACCACUACUGUACUUUUCAAAAGGGGUGAACUAUCCCUUUUAACUGCAGCCGUUUGAUGUCUUCAAUCUGAUCGGAGGCAGGAGGAUGAAAACACUCUACCUGCAGUCUGACCUGCUCGUGACGACACUGCCUGUUUAAUUACAUGAGUUUGUUUUUUUUCCCCAAAAUGCCAGCGGGAGCCUUAUGAUUCCAACAUCACUUUGUUAAUUUGAAGCCCUGCUGAGGGGUGUUGCAGUGGAGAUAACGAAUCAGCCUUUUCAAACCCUGCUGGCAGAAGUGAAUUUGCCUCUGGUCUCAUACAGCUCAUUGUUCCAUCCAGUUCUCUGUCUUAUUUGGUGGUGGAAACUCCUUGACUGGGAUAACUGUGUGCCAUAAGUGUUUAAAAGACACAAAACACCUGCCAGCCUAAGAUGCUCUACAUUUUUACACUAGAGAUUUUAACCUGAUGAUUGUAUCAAAGUCACUGACUUUAUAGUGUUAGUUUUUACAAAUGAUAAGAAACAUUAACAGUAUUUAAAGCAGAUGAUUUACUAGAUUUUUGUGCAGUAUAGGCUCAGUCCGUCCAGCCCUUUCCUAACCGGAUCGAGAUUUGAGAAUGUGUGUAGUUUCAGGAGUACAUUACCGUUUCUGUAACGUUCAGUCUAGAGCUGUGUUUGUCGAUGUCACUGAGGUUUUAAAAAAAAAAAAAGCCAGGAAGUCAGCGAGCACUACAGAAGAUUUGAUGCGUUUCCUGGUUAGGCCGUAGUAGAAAACACUAGUCAAUCAGUAUUCCAUUAACUCAGCUAGUAAGCUUUAUUGCUCAGCCUUACAUGUACUAGGAGUGGCUGGAGCCUCGUGUCAAAGGACCGUCCCACCGAUGUUGACGUGUCGGCCCAAACCAGUCUUGGCUGGAUGAUACUUAAUACCUCACAGUGCCAUUUGACUCAUGUUUCCUUUGAGAUAUUUCCAAGGUUCCUACAUAGCUCUUUGGAAAUGUGGAAAAUUAUGAAAGGAACUGCAAAAGACUCUGGAAAAGUAUGAAAAUAUGUAUUCGCUGUCACAAAAAACAAACUUGUAUUUCCAAUUUGGUAACAAAAAGUAAAACAAUCUGUAUAUCUGAGCUAACACACUCUCAGAUCCACUGUCAUUUCACACAGUGAUAUUUGUGAAGAAUAAUUUGUUUUAGAACGUCACCGCCGACAUCAUACUGAACACCUGCUGAUGCAGCUCUGUGAACGGUAUGGUGUUGGAACAUGGAUUUAGGAACUAUUUUUUUCCUGACUGAGCAUCCUCUGGUUCUAGUGCAUCUCAAAAUGAACUUUAGAGGCCCCAAAACCCCAGGAAACUGUGAGGUGAGAAGCACCGUGAAGCCCUGCUGCGCACGCUGUGCUGCGUUGUCCGAGCAGCGCUGCCACAUGUCAGUGUCACGGCUCAGGUGUUUCAUGUUGGCCUCACGCCACAAACUCAAGACUGGUUCUAAGACAACAGCAGGACUAUCACUUUUUUCCUCUAAUUCAGUGACUAAGUACUUAGUCUAUCAAAUGUCAUAAAUAAUGAGGAAUGCCUUUGACAACUUAGUAGAGAAAAGUGAUGUUUCCAAAUUUCCUCCAUACAGCCUAAAACCCCAACAAAUAUUCACUUUAUCACUAUAAAAGGAAAAAUGGACGUGAAGAGAAAGUGAAGUGUUUUCUCCCUUUGAGCCUCCUUUACUUCUUCACAUUUGUGUGAGCUACCUGCUUUUUCUAUAAAACAAAUUCAUGUUUUCUUGAGUUCCUCAGCACAGACUCCCCAAAAAAGAAAAAGGAAAAAAAAAAGUAAGCCUACUGUACGCUGUGUUUACACUGCCUGGAACAAGUGACCCAAUUUGUUUUGUUUUGUUUUUUCUUCAUGUGGCAAAGAUGUCUUUACAGUCUAACCAGGCAAAAAACACCUAGAAUUUGGCAUUUUUAGAUCUGAGUUUAGCCAAAUUCAUAUGUGGAAAAAAAAAUUCCAUGAGGAAUCUGCUAUCUGUCAGUGUGACUCGAACCAAACCGAGCAGAUUGUUCAGAUCAUUGAAACCUCAAAUUCACUUGAUUUCUUUCAAAAAACAAAGGAAAAAAAGGUAAUGAGCAAAUUAGCAAGAAAUUACAGAAAAAUAGCCAAACAUUACCUGAAAAUAAGCAAAAAAAGGGUAGCUCUCAUAAUUUGUGCUUUAUUAUAUAUAAAAUUAAAUAGCAGAGAAAAGUGCCAUAGUCACAAAAUUACCGCCAAAAAAUUAAAAAAAAAAAAUAAUACAAAAUUACAAAAAAAUUCCCCUUCAAAAAGACUUCAGCCACUUAACUUGAAAUCAAGUUAAGUGGGUGAGGUAAAGCUCAGCCACAGGCUCCUGGGCUUCCAGGGUCACUUGUUUCAACACUUUGAUUUAUGUCGACUUCAGCUGCGUCUGAUUCAGGCAAUUAAUUGGAAUAUGACAGGAAGACCUGAGGUGUAAAGUUAAUCCUUCCAGUCCACAUCAGGUGCACAUAAAUGUCAUUUUUCCUCUCAUAUUUAACUCCAAUACUCAGCAACACAAAGCCACUCUCCUCCAGUUCACAAAAGCUUUCUUGUUAAUUUUAAAUAAAAUUCCUGGGUAGUUAACAUGAUCAGCAAGAGCCACAGUGGCUGCUAAGAAAAGAGCGCCACCUACAGAAACUCUGACUCCAGCAACAGAACAACUAAAGAAAAUAUAUUAAGAUGUCCCAGUCCUGCCCAGUUUGAUUGACAGGUGAGUUCUGGAGGUGCAGUGCAGAAACACCACACAGCUUAGCACCAAAGUCAAAGGCAAGAAGCAGGAAUCUCCCCGGCUACCAUCUGAAGGUCAAAAUCUGUCCGUUUGAAGUGCCUUGAUGGCUUUAAUCAAUACAGAACAGAAAGCUAUCCAAAAAAAAAAAAAAAAAAAAAAAAAAAAAAAAAAAAGUUUAGCAUGGUAUUCUCACCAGACGGAUUUGAAACUGAGGCUCCGUUUUCAGAUGCACUAGAACGCUGCAGCCUGUCCACUCAGCAAAGCGGCUGCUCAUCAGCUCAGUGGUGAGCAGCCGGUGGGAGGUAUUAAGUGGCAUCGAGGCAGGACGGGCCCUCGGGAACACGUUGGUGCCAUACAGUGUUAAAUGUGUUGACAAGCAGACCGGCGCCACCUCUGGUGCUGUGCCGCGCCGACACUGCCGCCGUUCACGUCCACGUCGUCUCGUUUUCUCAGCCUCCGUGUUGUGCACAGUUCUACAAGAUGAUAUUUAUUCCUAAUCCGUGUCUGUCAAGACAAAGUACUGUAAAAUAAGACUUUUGAUUUCACAAUCUGGAGCCUAAGGAAAAAAAAAAAAUCACGUAUACUUUACAAAGGAUGUAUACAUCUGCCACUCCAAUGUCUGCUGAGAGACAGAUCAGAUCUUGUUUCUCAUUUUAAGCCAAACGAGUGUCGGGAGUUCAGGGUGUUUUAAGUGGAAAAUGCCAAUAAAUUAUAUGGAAAUUUA